Molecule: messenger RNA, 2952 nt
Organism: Danaus plexippus (monarch butterfly)
Lineage: Eukaryota; Metazoa; Arthropoda; Insecta; Lepidoptera; Nymphalidae
Product: integrin alpha-4-like
Exons: 25
Coding region: 122-2755 (877 amino acids)
Biological process (GO): cell adhesion mediated by integrin; integrin-mediated signaling pathway; cell-matrix adhesion
Cellular component (GO): external side of plasma membrane; integrin complex
Molecular function (GO): integrin binding
Source: RefSeq, a predicted model, not a curated record
GAUUAUUGUGUUUUCAGACUAAUUUGAUUAUGUGGUAUCAGUUGUUUAAUGUUACAAACAUUGAGUGGCCGUCGGUCGUUCUGUUUUAACAGAUACUAAAAUAUAUUUUAUUAACAUUCAAAUGAGUGUGAUUGGUGAAAUUAUUCUGAUGCUUUUGAAAGUUCUACCAAUUCUAUCAGUUUAUCAUGAACCAUCUAUGAUAGUCAUCUCUCUACCAAACGGUUCACAACCAGAUGCCAUGUUGGGAUUUAGUAUGGCCUAUUACAAUAAGCACCUAUUCAUAAGCGCUCCAAAAUAUGGUAAUGGUAGAAUCUUUGAUUAUGAUGUUUUAAAAAAUAAAAGUGUUAAAGAAAUCUCUCUUCCUAAUGUAGAUGACGGGAGAAGCUAUUGGUUUGGAGCGGUUUUAAAAGCCGGCUCUGAAUUUUUAGUGACUUGCGCCCCGAGACUAUGGUAUCAAACUUAUAACCAUAAGACGAGAGGCUUGUGCUAUUCACUUACAAACAAUACUCUGCGGGAAUUUAAGGAUAUACCUUCAGACCAAAUUAAUUAUUAUUCAAAUUCCGGCCUUGACACAGCAGGCUGGAGCAUAGAAGUUGACGCUGAAGAUUUUGUACUAAUUGGAAGUCCUGCAGUGAGCUUAAGAGGAAUCGUGAAAUUUUACCACAACCAGAGGGCGCUGCCGAGAGUUUUUCUGAAUUUGAUUAAAAGUUAUAAUUUUGGUUACGCCAUCGCAAGCGGAAACUUUCUAUCAGAUAACGAAAUAUGUUAUGCAAUUAGUACAACUUUUGGUGAUUUUGGAGAAGGGAUGGUCUUUAUCUUAAAUAAGGACAACAAAGAGUUGCUCAGGCUAUCUGGCACUGAAGUAGGCGGAUUGUAUGGAGCUGCUUUGUGUAAAGUUAACUUGUAUGGAUCAAGAUCCAGUCUUCUUGUUGGAUCUCCUACAUUUUCAGAGAGAUCUGACCCUUAUGACAACGGCGCUGUGUAUUUGUAUGUGAAUGAAGGGGCUAAGGAUUUGACAUUAAAAAGAAUUAUAAAAGGAAACAAAAACGGUGGAUACUUCGGUUUCGCUAUCGCUAGUUUAGGAGACUUGGAUGGCGACGGACGAGAGGAAGUCGCGAUAGGAGCACCAUACGAAGACGACUUGAAGGGUGCUGUGUACAUAUAUACUGGAGCUAGUCUCUUGUCUGGGAAUACGUGGUUACAGAAGAUUCAACCGGAGGAAUAUCAAACCAUUGGACAUAGUCUGGUUCCUUUAGAUAAUUGUUUUAACAGCGGAUGUAACGAAUUAGCAGUUGGAGCACCAUUUAGCGAUAAAGCCUUUAUAUUGAAGUGCAACAGUCAUAUUACAGUAAAUUUAGAAGCAUUCUUUCCAAACAUACAGAUGAGAACGAACAGAACAUUUUUUGUAUUCGCUGUUUGUACUAAUAUAGAGUAUCCAAAAAAACAUAGCAUAAAUUCAAGUAUCUCCAUUAAGGUGGAUAUAAAUCACCCGGAUGCAUCAUUGGAAAAUGAAAAUGGUACGUUUGCGUUUCCCAUUGGUUCUGACGUAUUAUAUUGCAAGAACGUCACAGUCUUAACGCCAAUCGAAGGUAAUUAUGAUGAACUGAUAGCGUACAAAAUAUCAGCCUCUUUAAUCAAUGUAGCGAACAAUGAAUACUCAAGCUCGCGGGCUGUGCUCAGCGAGAGGAGCAAGGUUGAAAUACAAGGACAAGUGUCUGCUGCUGACUGUGAGGGCCGAGAAAGAUGUGUUCCUAUAUUAACCGCUACAUUACAAUCAAAUAUUACUGAACCAUUUGUCGUUGGUUCAGACAACGCGAGCUUUUCGUUGUCCUUGCUCAAUUCCGGCGAGUCUGCUUACUCCGCGUGUGCCCACGUGCUCGUGUCCGGCGCCCACGUGUUCCGACACCCGAGUACUUGCACACGCCCUGAUCAGACCGAACAAGUCAUUUGUAAGCCGGCGAGACCUAUAACCACUAAUGAUGUUUGGAGAAUCGGAGAAAUACAAAUUGAUACCGAUACAUUGACGAGCGAAGACGAAAACAUUACCAUAACAUACGUCGUAUACAGUCAUUGCAACAAUCACGAGGACAGACAAAGAUAUGAAAAAAUAAUCCGUCUCGGUUACGACACAGAAGGAAUCGUUGUAAAUGGUAUAUCCAAUCCUAGUGAUUUAGUAAAUUUUACUUCAGAGGACGCCGCAAAGAAACAGCAGUUGGAACAUGUCUAUUUGAUCACAAAUAACGGCUUAACUCAUUGGGUUGGUGUAAAAUGUGAAGUCUUACUUGAGAAGAGUCCCUACUUCAAUUACAGUGUGUCUAUCGUUGAUAAGACAACGGAGUCUUGUAUUUUAAACGAAGGUGAAACAAAUCUAACAGCUACCUGUGACGUCGGUGACUUGAAACAUAACGUUGUGAAAAAUAUUAUUGUAUGCAUAGAAUUGCAUCCAAAUACGCUAGAUGACAUCAUACGCGCUGGAAACGCUUACGUCGUGACUAGGCUUGCCGUUUUACUGAAACAAGAACGAUUAGUCCAGAGGUUAACAACAAAGUUAGCUCUAGUAUCCACCUCUGCUCCCGCUUGGAUAAUUAUCUUAGCCCUUCUAUUGGGGCUAAUCAUUAUAUGUUUAAUAAUAUAUGUUUUAUAUAAGAAAAAAUGUUUUCAAAGAAAAAAUAAAAAGAAACUGAACAAUUUGAAAGCAUCACUUUAUAUUAAAGAUCGGGGAAAUAGAGACGAUUGCGAUUCAGAUUCAAAUUAGGAACAAAUAGUGUUGUUACAUAAAUUACGGUUAUGAGUUUUGAAUAUAUAUAUUUUGUUUUAUAUUCAAAAUGUGUUCCAUUUUUCAAUAUGAACGUAUUUUGUUGCAUCUUUUUUUUUUAAUUUUUAGACUGUAAUAAGCCAUUUUCUAAAUUUGAAUAAAAUGACAAUAUGAAUAAAUUUAUUUUACAUUUCGAC